Molecule: messenger RNA, 1444 nt
Organism: Chlorocebus sabaeus (green monkey)
Lineage: Eukaryota; Metazoa; Chordata; Mammalia; Primates; Cercopithecidae
Gene: ZNF475
Product: zinc finger protein 475
Source: RefSeq, a predicted model, not a curated record
UACAAUAUUUAGGGACUAGAGGGGAAGAAGCUGGAGAACGAAGGCCUGGAGAUGCAAGAGAAAGGUCUAGAGUAGGGUGCCAUGAAAACUGAGAUCCGACAAAUGUUGUAAAUAAGGGUGUUGAAAACAGUGUUUUAUGCCAAGAGGCUGAGUAGAAUGAGGACCAAAAAAUAUUUGAUUUGGCAGUGUGGAUGCAGCUGCUAACCUUGGAAAGAACAUAGUGGACUGGUGAGAUCUGCAGAGUGUAUGGAGAAUAAAGAUAGGUUGUGUUCUGAGAAGUAUGGCUUUGAAGACUAGAAUAGAAAUAGUAGGUAGGCUAGGAAUAGAGAUACUGGGAUGAGAGGUAUUUUUGAAAGAUGGGAGCUUCUAGAUUAUGUUUUAAUACUUAGGAUAAUGAUCCAGUGGAGAAAAGGAGGUUGAAGAAGCAAGAGAGGUGAUCAGAGAUGGUGCAAAACCUGGAGGAAAAAUAGGCACCAGGAGGUGGGAUCACCAAUGUGUGUGGAAGGAAGGACUUCGAUAGGAGAGGGCACUUCUUUGUUUCAGGAGAAUGAUUAAUACAGAUGAAGGCAAGACUGUAGGUUAUUAGCGGGGAGAUAAAGUAACUACUAUCUGUUAGCUUGUAUUUCAUGUUUUCUUGAUGAAGUAUCAGGCAAUCUUACCAAGCCUAUCAGAUGAGAAAGAGAGAUAUAAAGAGAGAGAAAAAAGUUAAUGUUAAGAACCUUCUUAGUCCUUCGUCUCUCCAUGGCUUCUGUUAAACUGAGCUCCUGAAAUCAAGACUAAGUCUUUUAGAAUGCUUUCCCUCUAUGAUUUCCGCUUCUUUCGAGGUGGUAGAUGAAAUAUUCAGUGGGAUCCUACUUGUAGAUCCAACCAUUUUAAUAAUCUUCAGUGGUCCUAGUUCACCUCCUCAGCUGUGCUGAUGUCAUGAAAACCAGCCUCGACCUCACAAACUACCCCUUGAUGAUGCUGACAGCUGGACUACUAAUACCCAACUUGCUGUGCCGCUUCUUCAUCUUUCCUUGGUGCCAACCAUGCCUGCAUAUCAGGGCAGCAUUCCAUGAUCCCAUGGCUCUCAGGUCAACAAACCACAACACUAAGCCAGCAAUGAUACGGCGUCCACCAACAGUUGUUUGCUACAUUUGUGGUCGUGAAUAUGGAACAAAAUCUAUUAGCAUUCAUGAGCCACAAUGUCUGAAAAAAUGGCAUAAUGAAAACAACUUGUUGCCUAAAGAGUUAAGGAGACCAGUACCUAAAAAACCAGAAGUCAGGACCAUUACUGCCAAAGGCUUCUAUGAUCUUGAUGCUUUAAAUGAAGCUGCUUGGACAAGUGCCCAGAGCCAGUUGGUUCCCUGUAAUGUUUGUGGGCGUACCUUCCUGCCAGACAGACUGAUUGUUCACCAACGAUCUUGUAAACCCAAAGCCGCCAAGUAAAGCCCUUUUCUCUCUA